This is a messenger RNA of Macadamia integrifolia, 1032 nucleotides long. RefSeq names its product subtilisin-like protease SBT3.8. The record is from RefSeq and is a predicted model, not a curated record. Bases 1 to 1032 code for a protein of 343 amino acids. The transcript is spliced from 4 exons. NCBI's taxonomy places the organism in Eukaryota, Viridiplantae, Streptophyta, Magnoliopsida, Proteales, Proteaceae. Gene Ontology annotation, biological process: proteolysis. Gene Ontology annotation, molecular function: serine-type endopeptidase activity.
AUGCAAUUGGGUAUGGCGAAGGGGGCGUUCAGAAAAAAAAUUGGCAAUGAGGAUUAUGAGAGGCAGAAGCAUGUGGUGGACUUGAUUCGUGGUACUGAUGCUUGGAAACGGUCUGGUGGCAGGGAUCACGUCUUUGUGUUGACGGGUAUGUCUUAUUCUUUUCCAUUCUGGGACAAGUCUGCAGUUGUGAAACUCAGUCUGCCAAAGUCUCUAGUUGGAAAAUGGGUAUCCCCACAAGUGGCCUCUUUCUCAUCUAGAGGACCAAGUUCUUUGUCACCUGCUGUGUUAAAGCCUGAUAUAGCAGCACCUGGAGUGAACAUCUUAGCUGCAUAUCCACAUGGAUAUGCAUUUAUGUCUGGAACUUCAAUGGCUUGCCCUCAUGUUUCUGGAGUGGCUGCCCUCAUCAAGUCUUUGCACAAAGAUUGGUCACCUGCUGCCAUAAGAUCAGCAAUUGUGACUACUGCCUUAACAAUUGGCACAAAUGGACAGUCAAUAAUGGCACAGGGAGAUACUCGCAAACGAGCUGACCCUUUCGACAUGGGUGGAGGGAGUAUCAAUCUCAAGAAAGUGGCAGAUUCAGGGCUCAUUUAUGAUAUUAAAAUAGAGAACUACAUUCAAUUCCUCUGUUCCAUGGGCUACACCAAUAAAGAGAUUACCAUCUUAGAUGGAAGAGAAGUAUCUUGUUUGAAAAAUAAGUAUUCUCAGUUAGAUCUAAAUCUCCCCUCUAUCUCCAUCCCAAACCUUAGAAAUACCGUAACAGUCACCAGGAUUGUGACAAAUGUGGGGUCUAUUAAUUCAUUCUAUAGAGCUUUGGUAGAAUCUCCUCAUGGUGUGAGAGUGAAAGUUGAGCCACAAACACUAUCCUUCAAUUCAUCCAUCACCAAGCUUUCAUUCAAAGUGACAUUUAGUUCUACUCAGAAGUUGCUUGGGGAUUGCUCAUUUGGAAGCUUGACUUGGACUGAUGGCCAACAUUUGGUUAGGAUUCCAUUGGCAGUUCGUGUUGUUAAGUAUGAAUCUUUUGUGGACACAUAA